GUUCCAGUUCCAUGUUUUCCAGUAUCGUUGAGAUGUCAAACAUGUGAGUGUUUGACAGCUUUUUCAUUAACAGCUGGGAAAAGGAGAAUAGUUAUCAUAACUGAAAGUGGGAGAUUUGAUCUUCAUACCUACAUAUUCCUGUGUGCCAUAUGUGGCGAAAAAAAGGAUGCCAACGAAGCGGAUUACGUCGUGUCUGGCUGGUGGCCAACAUUGGCAAAAAAUCGCUCUCACUUUUUUCUCCAGUGAAUUACUUCAAAUGUGGCGCCAUUUGAAACACCAAGCUCCCGGCACAUCGGAGAGAAAGUUUGUUGAAACCCUCUCUGAAAUUUCCAAGACGUCUAAUAGAUGCGCAACAAUUGAUAGGAAAUUGUUUGGCCUGGCAAGCCGCCAAUAUGACCAUCUUCUCUACCUUCUUAAUACGGAAAUAAAUGGAAGGGAACUAUUCAAAUGCCUGGCAUGUGGAACAUGUCCAUUAGCUAUUCAUGUGGAUGGAAACAUGAAGCUGUAUCGCUGGCUGUCUGCGCUUGGCGUGGAUGUCCCCUCCCUCUUCGCAGAUGCUGGUAUUGUUGACACAAUAAAGUUUUUGAAUUUUGUUGCCAAAAUUAAUGCGGCAAAAAUUCCGUGUGGGUCAAGCAGUAAGGAUUCAUGUGGCUCCGCUAAGUACAAAGCAGGAAAAGAAGAUUCAAGUCACAAGAAGGCACUAGCUGAAACUGGGAUUGUAUUUUGCAGUUGCCGUCACGGUGUUCUGUGGAGAGCCGUUGAUAUGGACAAGGGAGAAUCCUACAGGCAUAUCCUCUACCUUCACGACUUUGCGUUGCAACAAAAAUUCAAUUUUUUUUGCUACGACGUUGUAUGCAAAUAUUGGCCAUUUGCGAAAGAUGUUGGAAGAAAAUUGGAAACAGAGGAUUUCCAAAAACAUACCAAGGAAAUGAUUCCAUUUCUUAGCCGAUUUCAUGGUAAAACCCACACAAUGUUUUGUCAGCUUUUGUAUGGAGGUCAUUGGAUGACUGGAGCUGCGUCAACAACAGGCGAGACGACUGAACAGACUAACUCCAAAAUGUCUCGUUAUGGAUCCACUACAAAACACAUGAGUAAUCCAAAUAGAAGGGACCAUUUAACCGAUGCAAUGAUCUACUGGAAUCAAGGAAAGGAAUGCGGAAUGGCCAAGCAACUAGCGAAAUUCUAUAAUGCUGCUCUUGAUGAUUCGGUUCGUUAUGAUAAAGAGUUUGAAAAGCAAAAACAAACAUGGCUAGAGGAAACUAAGCGUCAAUUGCACGAAGCCCGUGAGAAACUAUCCAAGGCUCAGCAGGCUAUGGAUGAAAUUCCAUACAAACUCAAAAAGUUAUUGCAGAUAAAAUCUCCGGCUAAGAAAUUAAGAGAUUUUGCUGUGGUCCAAUCAAACAAACUGUGAUCCGUACUAUCGAUAUGAUUGACGAAAAGUUAGUUUUGAUUAUUCAUUAAGUUUUCUUAUAUUUCAAGCAGAAUCCAUAGUACCACAACUUACAUCGGAUAUCUUUAAACUUGAAAAAAGUCUUGGCGAAGGAGUUGUGCCUCAACUUCCCAAAAUUCUUGAAGACCUCCGGAACGAAGCGUCUCGCUGCCAGAGGAAGAGGAAUGGACAGAAGACUAAAAAAACUCCUCUUGAUGUUGCAAGGAAGAGUCUCGAAGCGACACAUCUGCUAAUGAGGAAUUUAAAAAAUCGUAUAGCGAAGGAGGCAGACAGCUCCAAGUCGCGAUCAGAGUUCAAAAGGCAGUUGCAGAAAUGUUCCGAGAAAGUCCAAAUCAUCAUUGGAACAAUAAAUGAGCAGACAAUACUCGAUAGUGAAAAAGUAACGAUAGAAAAUUGUUACAAUGGAAUUUUUCCCUGGCAGUCUUCUUCUGAAAUUUCAUUUCAAUUGAAAUAUCACCUCAUCGAUGCUCUAUGUUUCAUCAGAGAAGUCGUGAAGAAAUUAUUCAAGUUAAAAAGGGAAUGGAGCAUUUCUACAUUGGACUUUGUGACAAGAAAAAGUUACUUUCCGAAGAGAUACAGAAGAAUUCAACCCAAGAUAAACCGUUUUACAAAGGGAAAGUGAACCUUUUAAGAAGAGAAAGUUCCAGAAUUGGUGCUCUCUUGGAAGACGCAUCAUCAUGGUUUUGUGGCAUUAUCAAUGUACCAAGCCCUGAAAUUCGUCAAACAAUGGACAGGAGCAACCUCAACGAAAACACGUCGGAUUCGGAUACCACUUCAGAAGAUGAUGGGGAAAGCAAUUUUGGUAUUACGUUUGAAGGAACUGAAAUUGCGGAUUCUAGUUCUUCCGACGAAGCUGAUAAUAGUUUUAAUUCAACUGUGGAAUGAGGUAUGUUCAACUGAUACCUCGCUUUAACUCCGUGUUUCUGUGAAAAUAAAGAAUAAAUACAGCUGCGCUCAUAAUCAAAUUGUACGUUUGGUUUAUCC
Daphnia carinata is the source of this 2434-nucleotide messenger RNA. RefSeq lists its product as uncharacterized. The record is from RefSeq and is a predicted model, not a curated record. Lineage: Eukaryota; Metazoa; Arthropoda; Branchiopoda; Diplostraca; Daphniidae. Bases 167 to 1411 code for a protein of 414 amino acids. The transcript is spliced from 12 exons.